GCCUGGCUCAGAGUAAUGGUGGUGUGCUGACUCCCGCGGAGCUUGGGUGCCCUCAUGGCUCUGAGGGCACUGACUCGCGCUCUGGGCUCUUUGAGCCUGACGCCCCCAGCCGUCGCUGCCCUCGGGCCCAGCCUGCUCCCGGCCGCGCAGCUGCCCUCUUCCUCAGUGUUGCUCCCCUGCCGUCCACUGCUUACCUCCGUGGCCCUUAGUGCGAAUAUUGUGUCCUGGAAGAGUCGUACCAAGUACACCAUUACACCAGUGAAGAUGAGGAAGUCUGGGGGCCGAAACCACACAGGCCGAAUCCAAGUGCAUGGUAUUGGCGGGGGCCACAAGCAGCGUUAUCGCAUGAUUGACUUUCUGCGCUUCCGGCCUGAACUGGAAACAAAGCCAGGACCGUUUGAGGAGAAGGUCAUCGUGGUCCGCUAUGAUCCCUGUAGAUCAGCAGACAUAGCUCUGGUUGCUGGGGGCAGCCGGAAACGCUGGAUCAUUGCCACAGAAAACAUGCAGGCUGGAGAUGUCAUCCGGAACUCUGACCACAUAGGCCGAAUGGCAGUUGCUGCUCGGGAAGGGGACGCACAUCCUCUUGGGGCCUUGCCUGUGGGGACCCUUGUCAACAACGUGGAGAGUGAGCCAGGCCGGGGGGCCCAGUAUAUCCGAGCCGCAGGGACGUGUGGUGUGCUGCUACGGAAAGUGAAUGGGACGGCCAUCAUCCAGCUGCCCUCCAAGAGGCAGAUACAGGUUCUGGAAACGUGCAUCGCAACAGUAGGCCGGGUAUCCAACGUCGAUCACAACAAACGUGUCAUCGGCAAGGCUGGGCGGAACCGCUGGUUGGGCAAGAGGCCUUCCAGUGGACUAUGGCACCGCAAGGGGGGCUGGGCUGGCCGCAAGAUUCGGCCACUGCCCCCCAUGAAGAGUUACGUGAAGUUGCCCUCCGCAGCUGCCCAAAGCUGAUAUCCCUGGAUUCUAAUAAAAUCGCCCCCCAUUUUUAUCCA
Messenger RNA from Enhydra lutris kenyoni (northern sea otter), 992 nucleotides. It is a transcript of the gene MRPL2, whose product is annotated as mitochondrial ribosomal protein L2. Bases 55 to 951 code for a protein of 298 amino acids. The transcript is spliced from 7 exons. Gene Ontology annotation, cellular component: ribosome. Gene Ontology annotation, molecular function: structural constituent of ribosome; RNA binding. The record is from RefSeq and is a predicted model, not a curated record. Gene Ontology annotation, biological process: cytoplasmic translation. Lineage: Eukaryota; Metazoa; Chordata; Mammalia; Carnivora; Mustelidae.